Molecule: messenger RNA, 1419 nt
Organism: Rotaria sp. Silwood2
Lineage: Eukaryota; Metazoa; Rotifera; Eurotatoria; Philodinida; Philodinidae
Source: the annotation of a GenBank genome assembly
AUGCGAAAUUCUCACGUAAGAUCAGUCCGUGUUGCCCUUGCUGUAUUUUUAGCAAAAUUACGUUUGGCUUUAAGUAAUCGAAUUUUAGCUGUUUUAUUUCAUCUUGACAACAAAAGAGUUGUUUCUCAUAUCAUCAGCCAAGUUCGUAAAGCUUUAAUGAAGGAGUUUGUGCCUUAUCAUUUGAAUUUGCAACAUAUUAAUCGUCAGACAGCUAUUGAAGAACAUCAAACAGCCAUUGCUACUAUUCUUCAUACUAAUAAACCUAAUCAAUUAUGUGUUGUAGCUGAUGGAACUUACAUUUUCAUACAAAAAUCUAGUAACAAUCAGCUCCAAAGAAAAUCUUAUUCAAUGCACAAACAUCGGAAUUUAGUCAAGCCUAUGAUUUUAACAACUACAGAUGGGUAUAUUUUAUGUGCACUUGGACCUUUCUUUUCGGAUUAUAAAAAUAAUGAUGCAUCUAUUCUUAAACAUUCCUUAUACAAAAACGAACAAGAUAUCAUUAAUUGGCUUCAUAAGGAUAAUGUAUUGAUAGUUGAUAGAGGUUUUCGUGACGUAAUACCAACAAUUAAGCAUUUUGGUUAUGAAGCUGUUAUGCCUUCGUCUUUAAACAGAAGAGAACAACUCAGUACUGAAGAAGCCAAUUAUACUCGAUUAAUUACGAAAGUUCGAUGGAUCAUUGAGAGUGUAAAUGGACAAAUUAAACAAUGGAAAUACUUCAGUCAGACAAUCCAAAACUCAUCACUUCGUUUUAUCAGUAAUUAUCUUGACAUUACUUGUGCCCUUAUAAAUGCUUUCCGUCCACGACCUGUGUCUGAUAUUCACGCAGGUUCUGAACUGGCUUAUCGUAUGCUUGAAAAAUUCAAUGAGCAAACUAAUAUUCAAGUCCGUCUUUCUCAAAUUGCAAAAGAAAGAUCCGAUUGGAAGAAAUAUGAUGCACAGAUGUGUCUUUUUCCCGAGCUAUCUCAAGAUGAUGUUCGUAGUUUAUGUUGCGGAAGUUAUCAAGUAAAACAGGCCAUAUCAUAUAUCCAAGAACAUUUAACACCAUCUCCUCUUUACGAUGAUGAAUUUGAAUUUAUUGUUCAGCUUUCUUCAUAUAAUGAUGAUCUUGUUCGAGCCCGUUUCUCUUCUCGUUACUCAAACAACAAGAAUUACAUUGCUGUUAUACAAUAUGAUAACAAAAACACAGAACAACCAAUAAAUGGUUGGUAUUGUACCUGCACGUCAGGAAGACGCGAUGUCGGCUGCUGCGUACACGUAGCAGCCCUAUUGUGGCAUCUCGGUGUACGUCGUGCAGAAAUAGAACUAAACACUCAUCCUCUUUCAGCUAGUGAGAUAUAUUCUGAAAUCAUCGACAGUGUACAAUUUUCGGAUGUCGAAGCUACUGAUGAUGAGGAAACUAGCAGUGAUGAUGAAGUAUAG